AUGCUUUACGGUUCUAGGAUGUUCGACGCUGAAAAAGUGACAUUGGCGGUGUACCAACUCCAAGAGAUUGCCCAUGAUUGGUGGAGGGCUACGAGAGUGACCGUUUUCCCUGAAGGAGUGGUGCCUAAUUGGAAUGCAUUCUCCGAGGCAUUCAUUGGGAAGUUCUUCUCUGCAGCUGCUCGGGAGCAGAAGUUAGUUGAAUUUCAGAACUUGCGUCAAGGCAACAUGACAAUCGAGCAAUAUGAAGCGGAGUUUGCAAGGCUAUCUAAGUAUGCUUCGCGGAUGGUUGAUAAUCCUUUGGAUAAGGCAAGAAGAUUCAGAGAUGGGCUACAACUCGACCUCCGUAGCCAACCGGGUGGCUUUGGACUGCAGAACUAUGAGGAGCUAUAUAGGCGGGGCCAACCGAUUGAAAGGGACAUGAGGGAAAGAAGGAAAAUCGCCCCUGGACCGCGGUUCGUUCCUCGGAGGGACAAUCGUAACUUUGGGAAGAGGCCAAUGAUGAACAACGGGUGA
Messenger RNA from Rhodamnia argentea, 513 nucleotides. RefSeq lists its product as uncharacterized. The record is from RefSeq and is a predicted model, not a curated record. Lineage: Eukaryota; Viridiplantae; Streptophyta; Magnoliopsida; Myrtales; Myrtaceae. The coding region runs from base 1 to 513 and encodes 170 amino acids. The transcript has a single exon.